AAUCACAGAAUGUACUUCUGGAAUGUGGCCCUCAGAAUCAUUUUUCUAUUACAAACUACAAUUGGAAUUCUGGGAAAUUUCUCUCUUAUUUUAUACUAUCUCAUUCUUUACUACAGACAGUGCACAUUAAAGCCCACAGAUUUGAUUCUCAUGCACAUAAUGACAGCCAAUGCCUUGAUCAUUCUUUCCUUUGGAGUGCCUAACACAAUGACAGCUUUCGGGAUGAAGCAGUUCUUGAAUGAUUUUGCAUGCAGGUUCCUGAUAUACAUUCAAGGAAUUAGCAGGAGUGUGUCCAUUGGCACCACCUGCCUUUUGAGUGUCUUCCAGGUCAUGACAAUCAGUUCCAGGGAAUCCUGUUGGAAGGAUUAUAAACACAUUGCUGUCAAGUAUAUUGGCUCCUUCAUUUCUGUCUUCUGGGUAUUCUCUAUGUUGAUAAAUUUCUUUACCUCUAUGCACUCAUUUAACAGUAGGAAUAGUAAAAAUAUGACCAGAAAACAAGAUUAUGGAUACUGCACAAUUGUAGCCCGUAAUGAAAUCAGUGACUUACUCUAUACAGCACUGGUAAUGUGUCCCGAAGUCUUUCUUUCUGUGCUCAUUGCCUGGUCCAGCAUGUUUAUGAUUAUCUUUCUGUACAGACACAAGCAGAGGGUUCAACACAUCCGCAGCACUCAUGGUUCCAGCAGAACCUCCCCUGACUCCAGGGCCACCCAGAACAUCAUGCUCCUAGUGUCUUCCUUUCUGGCUUUUUAUACUCUUUCCUCCAUCUUACGAGGCUGCAUUGCUCUUUUUCAUAAUCACAAUUGGUGGGUAACAAACAUCACUCCCUCCAUUUCUCUGUGGUUUCCAUCUUUUGGACACUUUGUUCUUAGGAAGCCUUGCUCAUUUCGGUCCAGGCUUAUAUGGUUUGGAUCAGAAAUAAAAAAUAUUUAA
Messenger RNA from Psammomys obesus (fat sand rat), 930 nucleotides. Its product is annotated as vomeronasal type-1 receptor 4-like. The record is from RefSeq and is a predicted model, not a curated record. The transcript has a single exon. NCBI's taxonomy places the organism in Eukaryota, Metazoa, Chordata, Mammalia, Rodentia, Muridae. Gene Ontology annotation, cellular component: membrane. Gene Ontology annotation, molecular function: pheromone receptor activity. Gene Ontology annotation, biological process: G protein-coupled receptor signaling pathway. Bases 10 to 930 code for a protein of 306 amino acids.